GACAUUUACGUAAACGGUACCGUACGUACCUGUCAAAACUCAAAACAAACUUGAAAAGUGACUGUUUCGAAAAAUCUAGGAUUUUUUGAGCCUGUCAAGUAAUUACACUAAAUAAAAAUGACCGUUCGUUUUAGCGGAGCGCUCAAAGAGCUGAGGAUUCAUUUAUGCCAAACCAGCGCUCCAUCGGCUGGUGUAAGAGAGUUCAUACAAAAGCACUAUGUGGCAAUCAAGAAGGAAAACCCAAACUUUCCCAUGCUGAUCCGUGAAUGCAGUGGCAUCCAGCCACGUGUUUGGGCGAGAUAUGAUAAAGGUAGUGAGAAAAGCGCUGCACUCACAAACCUAUCUUCAAAUGAUGUCUUAUCUACCAUCAAGCAACUAAUUAAAUGAACUAAUUUAUUUUAAGAACUUAAAUUAAUUAUUGUGCAUAUUUAUAAUUUAAUUAGAAAUAGAAUUAUCUUGAUUUUA
This is a messenger RNA of Maniola jurtina (meadow brown), 465 nucleotides long. It is a transcript of the gene ND-B8, whose product is annotated as NADH dehydrogenase [ubiquinone] 1 alpha subcomplex subunit 2. The record is from RefSeq and is a predicted model, not a curated record. NCBI's taxonomy places the organism in Eukaryota, Metazoa, Arthropoda, Insecta, Lepidoptera, Nymphalidae. The transcript has 3 exons. The coding region runs from base 118 to 387 and encodes 89 amino acids.